AUGUUUGUUUUCCAUUCGUUGAUGGGCUUUGAGCAUUACUCCUAUGAAAAUCAAAAAUCAAAGUUUGCUACUAAAGUGGAUUUGGAAGCUUAUUACUACCGAUGUUGCUGCUCGGCGUCUAUCUCAUUUGUGGCGCGAUAUUCAAUCGGCAUUUGGAGAAGCUUCAAAAGCGGGCUAAGCAUCUAUUUGAGCAGCGUAAUUUUUGGCUGGGUGAAUAGACUCGGCUUUGUUCUAUGUUGGUUUUGGUCUCCGGCCGUCUUCCUUGCUCUGCCAGACCGAAUGACUUCUGCUGGAAGAACAAGUUUGUGUAUUCUUUGGUAGCUUUGGUUAACCUUCUUCAUAAUUCUGCUCGGUCUGCUCUUGUAACUCGGCUGGGAAGAUUUUGGAAGUUCAAAAUUCCCCCACACAUCCUCUUCUUUAUGUGGUUGUUGUCGAAUGUAAUGUUGGUUUGCAGAGGAGUUCUUUCGUUACUCAACUCUCCCUGCUUGCUUUAUUCAUAGGAGCAAUCAAGUAUAAGAUGUGGCUUAUUACCCAGCUAACAACUUGAGUUUUGAUUAUUUUCAUAAAUGAUAAAUUUGAACUAUUUUUGUAA
This is a messenger RNA of Mercurialis annua (annual mercury), 592 nucleotides long. RefSeq lists its product as uncharacterized. The transcript is spliced from 3 exons. The record is from RefSeq and is a predicted model, not a curated record. The coding region runs from base 1 to 321 and encodes 106 amino acids. Lineage: Eukaryota; Viridiplantae; Streptophyta; Magnoliopsida; Malpighiales; Euphorbiaceae.